Molecule: messenger RNA, 855 nt
Organism: Lathyrus oleraceus (garden pea)
Lineage: Eukaryota; Viridiplantae; Streptophyta; Magnoliopsida; Fabales; Fabaceae
Product: protein FAR1-RELATED SEQUENCE 5-like
Exons: 1
Coding region: 1-855 (284 amino acids)
Biological process (GO): regulation of DNA-templated transcription
Source: RefSeq, a predicted model, not a curated record
AUGGCAAGAGCAUUGAUUGAGAUUAUGCUUGAAGCUUAUCAUGGCUUAUGUACAUGGAACUUAAUGCAAAAUUGCAUCAAACACUUAGGAAAUUUGACGAAAGGUGAAUCUCAUUUUCUUAGUGAUUUUAAGAAGUGUAUGUAUGAAUAUGAAAAUGAAGACCAAUUUGACGAAGGUUGGAGAAAUCUUUUAGCAACCUAUGAUGUUAAAGAAAACACUUGGUUGCAAAAAGUAUACACUAUAAAGGAUAAGUGGGUAUCAUGUUACAUGAAGAAAGUUUUCACAUUAGGAAUGAGAAGCACUCAACUUAGUGAAAGAGUGAAUGCAGGUAUUAAAGGAUUUAUGAAUGUGAACUUGGAUAUAAUCAAAUUUUUUAAGCGCUUUGAGCAUUUUGUAGAAGAAAAGCGAUAUAAUGAAUUAAAGUGUGAAUAUGAAGCGCGACAAAAAAUUUCAAGACUAAGGAACUCAUAUUCAAAAAUCUUGCAACAAGUAUCUGAGCUUUAUGCUCCUAGUAUUUUUUAUCAAUUCCAGCACGAGUAUGAGUUGUUUGAAAAUUGCUAUGUGAAAAGCAUUGAUAUGCAACCACCUUUAAUUGAUUGUGUUAUUGUCAUGGAAAGUAAUUUGGGCGAAUGUCGAUUGUCACUUGAUUUGGAUAAGAAUUCAAUUUGUUUCUCUUGUCGUAAGUUUGAGAGUUUUGACAUACUUUGUUGUCAUUGUUUAAGAGUUUCUAUUCAUAUGGAUGUCAAAUCAAUUCCAGAACAUUAUAACUUAAAAAGGUGGACAAAGUUAGCUAGAAGUGAGACUUCACGUAAUAUUGAUGUUAACUAUAUGGAAGAAGAUGUUGAUUUAUCCUAA